Periophthalmus magnuspinnatus is the source of this 471-nucleotide messenger RNA. RefSeq lists its product as uncharacterized. Gene Ontology annotation, cellular component: cytosol. Gene Ontology annotation, biological process: peptidyl-histidine dephosphorylation. NCBI's taxonomy places the organism in Eukaryota, Metazoa, Chordata, Actinopteri, Gobiiformes, Gobiidae. The record is from RefSeq and is a predicted model, not a curated record. The transcript is spliced from 3 exons. Gene Ontology annotation, molecular function: protein histidine phosphatase activity. Bases 73 to 432 code for a protein of 119 amino acids.
CAGUCGCCUCUCUCCGCUCUUCAGUUGUACUGCGAAGAAAAGUCUGUCCUGGGUUUGGAGUAGCUGAUUACAAUGGCAGACAUUCUGGCUAAAGUCCCCGACGUAGAGAUUGAUCCAGAGGGAACAUUCAAAUACAUAUUAUUAAGAAUUAAAGCCAAAGAUGGCGAUGCAUUUAAACACAUAGUUCGGGGCACGAAAAGUGCAGAGUACCACAAUCACAUCUUUGAGAAAGUGAGUCCAGCCAUGGAUGCCCUGGGUCUGGAGUGUAAAUGUCUUGGAGGAGGGAAGAUCGAGCACAACAGUUCUGACAAAAAAAUUAGAGUCUUUGGUGAAUCAACUGCAUUUGGUAAAGCUGACCAUGCAGAGUCUGCAGAGAAGCUUAAGAGUGCCUUUAGUGGAUAUGAGGUCACUUGGUCAGAUGACAAAAAAUAAACACUCCAACUUCUAUCAAAGGAUCAACCCUACUGCAUU